CAAAAAUAACUUAUAGCGAUUGUUGUUGUUUUAGAUUUCCGUUAAUUUGUUGCUGCCUGAUAUGCCACUGCUCAAUUUUCUGCAAUAUCAGUCACAUCAACAACAAUAGCGACAACAACAACAACAAUGGUCACAAUAUCAAAAACAACAAUAACCACAUAAAGUUGUACGAAAUGCAACAAAACCGUAUAUUGGCGCACAUUACAGUGCAUAAGUCACAACAACAACAACAAACAGAGUGUAAGCGACAACAAUGUCGUGCAGUGCAGUGUCGGCAUUGCCAGCAUCAGUCCACUGCUGAAAGCACUCUUCUUGCGUUUGCUGUACAAAAGACCGGCAGUCGGGGAGGCCAUGGCAGGCAAGCAAUUGAAUCCACAGCCAACAACAGCAACAAUAUGCCCAUCACAUCGUGUGACUUAUUUUCUCUGUACUUUACUUUCGUGUGCGUGCGUUUGUAUGCAUGUGUGUGUGUGCUGCUACAAUUUCCACGAGUCUGCUGUGCACUCGGUCGCUGGCUCGGCUUCAGUCUCCUUGAGCUUGUGGAACUGUGAAAAUGUGUGACGCGUGAUUUUCCUCAAACGCGACUUUCCGUGCCGUUUUGACUGAUGUUAUUAAAUAUCUCUUUUAUUUUCAACAUUUCGUUUGUGUUUUUAAAUAAUUUCGACAAUAUUUUGCUAUUUUCUAUUCAUACUUAAGUAAACUUUAUGUGCGUGCAACUGUGUGCUUCCAUAGUACAACUGUGAAACCGAAGAAAUUACGGAAAAUUGUCGGACAAUAUUUAUUAGUCUGGAAUCCUUCGCAGUGUAUGACGCAGUUGAAGCGUAAAUCGAAGGAAAUUGAAACUUCAGCAGCAGACCUUGUGAAUUUCAGUGCAAAAAGUACCUAUGACAUAUUUACAUUAAAAGAAAUGUAAAAAAAAAAUAUUUUAAAUUUAUAUAUGAAACAAGUGUAGACGUGAAGUGUUUCAAAAAAUAUGUGCUAUUAAAUGCACAUAAAGAAAAAUAUAAAUAAAGAGCGAAAAGAAACGUCUGUUUGUAAGAGAAACCUUUGACUUUGUGCCAAAGUAUUUUAUAAAAUAAAUACAGUGAAGCGUCGUUCUAAGUGUGCGUUUUGUGCAUAAUUGUUACAUACUGUUUAAAGAAAAAUAUAAAAAUAUAUUUAUAUACAUAUAUUGUUACAUUGUAAACGACUCGAACGACUAUGGCAAUACUAAGCAGUUGAAUAAUUUAAUUAGACAAAAAAAUAUUGGUUAGAGGUAAACCGCAGGUAUAUGCAAUCACGUGGCAAAUAAAGUUUCGGAGCCAACUACAAGCAUAUUUAUACAUACACAUAUGUAACGGUAUAUAUUGACUACAAAAAUAAUCAAACAACCAAAAUAAACUUGAAAAUCCAAUGAGUGACGUAGCAACAGUGUAAAGUGUAGCCUCAAAGCAGCGGAAAAAUUUUAUUAAAAAUUCCAAAAUAAAUCGAAUGAAGAUUUUGGAGACAAACGGCGUUGCGGUAGAGUUAAUUAUUGACGCAUAAAUACUGCAGACUGACGUCAGAGCAGCAACGCCAACAGCGUGGCAGCUAAAAAUACAGACACAAGUAGAUGCAACGCGUGGAAGAGGGCUGUGGCAAGCCAACGCGAGCAAGUGAUUUCGAGGCGCAACAACGCGUUGGUCGGCAAAUGAGCGCGGAGUGCCGAGCGCGAGCACAUAAAAAUUAAAAAUAAAGACUAAAAAAUAAAAAAGUAAAAAAAAAGAAGAAAAACUAUAAAACAUAAAAAUUGUAUGUUAGAACUAAAGCGGCAGUAAUAAGAAAUAACAACAAAAAAUAUUAAGUGUUGAAAAUUAUUUCCAUCGCGUACGUGCGUGCCGCCACUGGCAUGCAACAUUGUUGCACAGCAACAACUCGCUAUAAACACCAAAACUGAAAGCGAAAUUUCGCCAACAUUUCACAACAACACGUUUAUGCCAAUGUUGUUGCUAAUGUGAAGACACACACACACACACGCGCCUUACUCGAUCGAUGUUGUUAACGUUCUUCAGCUUCCUCAUGCGAUUCGUAGACAUUUCCAAAUUGCACAGCGACCGCUGCAAUUGCACGAACGGCGCCGACGAUUGCCAGAACAAGGUAAAAUGCUGGCAACAAGCCGCCGCCGCAGCAGCGGCCGCUGCCGCACACAAAGCCAACGUGGCCAACUCGAACAGCAGCAGCACGAGCAGCGGCUGCGACAGCAAUGCCUCCUCGGCGUCGGCUGGCAGCUCCACCAAAGAGAAUUAUUACGCAUUGAAUAUGCCGCCACAGCAGCGGCGUCAGCAACAGCGCCAGCAGCAACAGCAGCUGCAUCGCCAGGCGGCACAACAUCAGACCAUAACACCGCAGCAGCUCGAGCAAAUACGUUAUUACCAACAAAUGCAACAACAACAAUUGCAGAUAUUGCAACAACAAUUGCUGCAGCGUCGUCUGCUGCAGCAGCAUUUGCGCGAACAGGGCGUGGAUGUGGGCGUGCGCUCGCCUAACCUUAGUGGAGAGAAAGGCCGCGACGGCAAUAGCGGCGUCGUCGCUGCUUCACCGCCGCGUUUGAGCAGCGCAAAUGUGUCCGCGGCGCUUACCUGCAAUCAGCAGUAUUUGAUAGAGCAGCGUUUGCAACAGCAGCAACAACAACAACUGCCGUCACCACAAUGGUUGCGCAACAAUCACAAUUACAAAUUCAAUAAUCAGCACAGCGACAACAAUAUGCUGUACAACAACAAUGACAUAAUUAACAAUAAUGAUGAUUUCGCUGUGCUCCUCAGUGACAUUGGUGUGGGACAACAAAAAGGACAAAAAUUCCGUCGUGGCAUGACAGAAUUCUCAACAAACAACGAUAUCAACAACAAAUCACAUCUAUCACAACCGCUUCAAAAUUCACCACGUCAUUACGCUUACUCCCAAACGAAACAAUAUCAUCAACAACAUCAACCGAAUCUUUCACAACAAUCACAACAACAACAACCACAUCCUAAUUCCCCACAACAUAACGCCAAUAACAUAAAUUCACAUUUUACCUACGCUUUCAAGCAGACGCAUAACAAUAAAAAUAAUCUGCAAACGCUUCCCUUAAAUUCUUCUGCAAAUACAUUUACAACAACAUCACAUAUAAAUAGUAAUAACAUCACAACAGCAAAUAAUCCAUCAUCACCCACAUCGGCGACACAAUCGCCAUUGCAUUACAAAAAUCCAUUAAAUAGUCCGAACAAUUCGCCAUUUGCUUUCGCCUACAACAACUACGGCGAAAACGAGCGUGAACGCGAACCACAGCAGCAACAGCAGCAGCAAAGGAGCAGCGGCACAGCUGCCACGGCACAGCAACAUCAAUUGCAACAACAUUUGCGUAGCGGCAAGACGUUGCCGCUUCUGACGCAGACGCAAUAUCAGCAGCAUUUGAAUGAUUUGCUGCUGCAACAACAACACUUGCAAAAGCACCAGCAACAGCUGCUCAGCGCCAAGGACGCCGACGACGAACUGAGCGAGGAGAGUCUCAAGCAGAAUGUUGCAAUAGUGCUGAACAAUUUGGAUCGUUACAACAACGCGCUGCGCAGCAUCAUACUGAAUGAGCAAGUGAGCGGACAGAGCAGUGUGCUGAUCGACGACAGCUUGUUGGUGGAGAGUUUGGGUGCGAACAAUAAUUUUCUGUUGAAUUGUGGCAAUACAAUGGCUGCGCCAGCAACGCCGGAAUCGGAUUACAAUAGUAAUGCAACAACGCCCGGUUCGCGUCACAACAUGCCGCUCGAUAGCAAUAUGCUGCAGCAGCAUCAGCAUUUGGUAGGUUUCGCCAACGCAGCGGCUGCGGCUGCGGUAACAGCUUGUGGUGGCGGUGGUGGUGGUGGUGUUGGUAGUGUUAGUAAUAAUAUAAAUGGUGUUGGUGGUGGUGGUGGUGGCUACUUUGGCAACAAUGUUGCCGGCAACAAUUUAAAUUAUUCGAUUGCUUCUUCACACGAUUUCACUCAUGACAAUUCCGAUUAUCAGUGGCUACUAGAUUGCGACUAUCGGGAUGGCUGCGGCACCGGACUGCAGCGCAGCAUAUUCUCAUCGCUGUCGGGCUCCUACAGUGGCGACAUAAUCUUCUACAAUGACUUCUCGAAAAAACUCGACGCUAAUCUUGCCGAAGUCGAUAUGGAAAGCUUUCGUGCCGAGGACAUCUUACUGCAUAUGCCGUCGUAUUGCAAGAAUAUGAGUAACAGUAAUCGAUUGCAACAAUCGUUUUUGUUGCAACAGAAUGCAUUGCCCGCAAAUGCACAAGAACAUGUUGGUGGCGUUGGCGGUGUUGGUGGUGGUAUUAACCACUUAUCACAAACUUCGUUGACCUCUAAUAAUGAGCUUAUCGAUAAUUCCAUUUGUAAGUCGGAAUUGCUCUUCUCGCCGGUCAAAGAGUCGCACUUGUCCGCCGAUUCGCUCGAUAUGGACGCGUAUCCGGAAAAUGAGGACAUCAUCUUGACGUGCAAAGCGAACAAGGACAAUUACACAAUCGCUUUCGAGGGCAGCGUACUGUACUCGGAUGAGAGUUUCUAUGCUGAACCCUCCGAUGUCGCCACAAGAAACACACAUAAUUUCAUUAAUUUGCAUAGCAAUCUUGAGGAUAUUGUCAAGCGCAAAGCUUUGGACGUGUCCAUGUCACGCUCGGAGCAGGCCGCCAGUGUGCGCGGCAAGCUACAAAAGAGCAACACAACACAAUUACAAAGAUAUCCGUCGGGCAACAACAACACCGCCGCCAAUAACAUCUUUGUGCAAAUACAACAAAUACAACACACACCCAAUUGCACGGUGCGCAAAAGUCGCAGCGUACCAAAUCUGCGCGAGCACAAAGAUCCAACUGCAAUGGUUUGCAGCGGUAUUGCGGAUAUACAACAACAAAAACAUCAUUCGCAGCAGCAACAGCUGAAUGUCUCGCAGGCGGUUAGCACCUCCAAUAUGGAGUGUUGCAAGACGUCGCGUAAUAUGCUUCCCAUGUGCCAGAUGCCAAUCUCGUCUAAUUCCAUAAUCGCCUCCAUUACGUCGGAGCGUCUGAAUGCGGCUGAGCAAUUGCAAACGCAGCAUCAUCAUCAUCAUCACCAGCAGCAGCAGCAGCAGGAGACACUGCUACAACAACAGCAGCAACAGCAAAAUGCCUCCCAGUUACGUCACAAACAUCGCUGCUCUUGCCAGCCAUCGAAUGCCGUUUUGGCUGCCGCAGCCGCUGCCGCCACAAAUAGUCACAAUUGCCCCGCCGCGCAAAAGCAUGCGCCCAUUACGGGCUCCGCUUCGUCAGGUAGCUCGAAUCCACCCGCCUUCAAUCUAGUCAAACUAUUCAUCAAACAAAAGAGCAAUAAUUCCGCCACGGACGAGCAACAGAUGAGCACACACACUUGUAUGGAUGUGUCGUCGGGUUGUUGGCCGUCAAGCGAUGCGGCCGGCUCGAGUAGUAGCUCAUCGUUGGAACAGCGUCUGCGCAAGAAGAGCAUGAAUGAUUCGGGUAAGGGUUCGGCACUUAGCCGACACGAUGAGGAUGAGGAGCAAUUGUGUGCGCAAGUGCGUGACACAUGUGAGUCUGCAUUCCAGGCGGAGCCACAUCAUGGCCAUGCCGGUCAUCCCACGCCCACGCGACGUCACUUGCGUAUACGUAACGAUGCCGUUUUCUACGAUGAAGAUCCCAGCUCAAGCUCAAGUGGUUCUUUGACAGCCACCAAUUCGCCUGCGCAUCGACGUAGAAGUAUGCCGCCGCGCCAUCCUCAAUUGUGCCAACUGGUGACGCAACAUAAGGACGUCGGUACGGCAUGCAGUUUGCAGUCGUCGGAGAAUAGUCGCAGCAAUUCCGAACAACUUACACAGGUCUAUGUAUCGACUGGUACGUCGUCAACCACAUUGGAGCGUCAAAGAUCGCGUUGCGAAGGCGCACAACCCACAGUGUCGGCGGCUUCGAGUUCGGAAUUGAUUUCACGCUCAAUGCAAACAUCGUGUGGCUCGUUGAGUACGCGUAGCAGUAUGAGUGAUCGUUUUCGAUUCGUGCCACCUUCCUUCUUGGCGAAGCUGAAUAAUUUGGGUGAAGAGCGUCAGGCGCCAAUUUAUGUCAUCUAUCCCAAUUACGCGUUGCCCGAUUUGGGUUUCGUAAAGACCAAUUCGACGGCAGAUGUGAUCUUCUCGCCGUUCAAUUACAAAAUGGCUAUUGGCAGCAAUGACGAUUCGGCUUCGAUGGCAUCGCUGAAGAAACGCGUCAACUUAAAUAGCAAUGACGAUGAGAUACUCAAGGCCAUGGACUACAAGCACGUAAUGGAUUGGCAAUCGUUGACCACACUUUUGCCGGCGGACUAUCGUCGACGCUUGAAACACAUUCCUGAGGUGAAUAGUUUGUUGCCAGAUUUGGAUGCCGAGCUGUCGCAGCGUCCGCUCUUCUGCAUGACUCCACCCAUACGCCGUAAUCGACCACAUAUAUGCGACUGCGCGCAGUACUUCCAACAGCAACAGACAACACAGCUACAAAAUGGCGAGGAAGGUUCCUCGAGCUCUGCCUCUAGUCAACAACCCAGUUCAGGUUAUCGCGGUUCGUCCACUCUGCUGGCCGACUCUGCUGAUCUCGAGAACGCGGACCCCUUAAAACAAAUGUACAUAUAUCAGUAUGAACAACAACGCAUGGACUCUGGGGUUGAAAUGAGUCCGGCGAUUGGCAAAACACCGCCACAACCCAUGCCACGCGGCAUCUUACGCAAAUCAUCUUCACAUUCGGCGAAUCGUACGAAGCGCAAUUCGAUGAUUGAAGGUCAGCAAUCGAAAUUGUCGAAACAAGAGAAACGUCGCAGUCUACAAGAGCCACCGUAUCAUCAUGCAGUCGGUUCGUCCGAAGAGUUGGGUGAAGUAUUCGAAGAGGAGGCUGAACUAUAUGCAGUGCCACAGCCGCGUCAAGAGCGUCUAUCACGCAAAGAUUUGGAUGCGCGUAUGCGUUUCCUCUCAUCGCUACCGCGUUCCGAGCUAAAAUGUUACGCUGAAAUAGCAGCCAUAUUGGAGUCAUCAACCGAAUACCAGGUCGCCUACGAUCCAGCGGCAUUGAAGAAAGAAGUGAGUCGUGCGCUCAGUCAGCAAAAGAAGGUGUCCUUCAAUGACAUACACACACUCACCGAGAACGAGCAAGAAGUUGAUUUGACUGUGCAACAACAAAUGCAACAACCGCCGAUUGCACCAGAAGCACGUCAACGCUUCACAACACCACCAAAUUCACCGAAUAUCUCGGUGGCCGGCAUGCGGAGCGGUGAGCCAGCAACGCGUCGCUCCUCCCAAAUGGAGCAGCAUCAAACGGCCAAGCGUUUGGCCGCACUCGACGAGCAAGAGAAACGUAAGAUUGAGAGCAAUCGCUUCAAGCGUUUGCAAAUACAAUGGGAACUGAUGAGCAAAGACUCGACAAUGUUGAAGGACUUGGCUAGCGCACAAGAGACGAAGAGCGGUGGCUCAACACCGACCGCCACGGCAGCCACUGCGACGGCGGCGGCGGCGGCAGCAGCAGCGAAUGCAGCGCACAAGUCGCGUAUACCGCGGCCAGUCAGCUAUCCAGCGGGAAAAGCUAGAAAUGCUAAUUGCAAUACGAAACCUGUUUUGAAACCGUUAGAAAAGGUGAAAACCACUAAACUAAGUAUAUCUCCACAAAUUACCAGAAUAAGCACACAAGAAGCCGAUGGCAAGACAACACGUUCGCCCAGCCGCAUAGUGCCGCCGAAGCGAUACAGCAUGACAGCCGGCAUUGGCGGAGCAAAUACAACGGUGGCAGCAGCAGCAGCAGCGACAAACACUGGCGUCGGUGUUGGUGCGGCGCGUGCGCGUACGCCCAACAGUCGAGCGGCGGUGACAGCGCCGAAUACGCCCAAGCGACGAGUGCAGUCGCCAAGAACAAUACCACGCGUGCGAUAAGGACCGUAGCCAGCACACCCACAAACCCGACACUCUGAGACACACACACACACACGAAUUGAAAGACAUGCCCUGCAAAGAAAUUUACAACAAAAAAUUUAUGCUAUUUUUGAAUGCAUAGUUUUCGAACUGAUUUCUACUCUAGUUUAGGCUGCAAAGUAUAGAAAAGCUUGCAAAUUUUGGCAAAACGAGUUUAUAUGAGAGAAACAUACGUUGGCAUUUUGACCUCAACGUUAACGGUACAAUCAAGAAGUACGUGCAAAUGUAAAUGCAAAAUGAUUGCUGAUCGAGACAACAGCAAGUUUUUGGAAGCGAUAAGCAAACUCUUAAUGCAAAAACGAAAUGCAACCGUGCGAGCAACGUAUAGAUAUGUAUAAGUAACGGCGCAUAAAGCGUGCGAGUGCAUAUGUGCGCGCGCCUAAAGUGAUAUUACGUGAAGGAGAAGAAGUGUAGUAGUUGGUUGGCAAGCCUGGCGACGAAAUGCCUCUAGUAUUUCCUUAGUUGCUAAUCUAACUAUACAUAAAUACAUAACAUAAACAUUUGAAUAAGCUAAAGAAAACAAUAUUUAAUUUUUCGUUUCUAAUUUAAACUUAGUGAUGAGAGCAAGUUCUAAUUUAACUAUGUAAAAUGUAAUGCAAUAAAAGUACUCUACAUAAAAACGUACAUACAUACAUAUAUAUAUAAAUAAAUAUAAAUAUAAAGAAAUAUGCUGAUAUAAUGAUAUGAGAACGAAAAACAAAAAUUAAAUGUGUAUGCAACAUGACAUAUACAUACGUAUGUGCAACAACUAUUUAUACAGACACGCAUUCGUGCAUACACACAUACAUAUAUGGUGAGAAAAGUGACAUAAAGUACGUCAAAACGUCUCAUUGCUGUUUGAAAACGCAUAUUUUCGAAGUGUAGCCACAUGCUAAAGCCCUUGAGAGCUGCUAAGGCGCUUGUGGACUUCAAAGGCGUGCCACGCGCAACGCUCGGCUGCGCAGCCAAAUGGAAAUCAAUUAACGUAUUACAAAAAAAUUAGCUCAAAUUCAGAAAAGUAUUGCUAGAAGCGCCGCUAAUGUGUGCAGCUAAAGUAUGAAACACAAAAACAAAAAAAAAAACACAAAAA
Molecule: messenger RNA, 9004 nt
Organism: Bactrocera dorsalis (oriental fruit fly)
Lineage: Eukaryota; Metazoa; Arthropoda; Insecta; Diptera; Tephritidae
Exons: 7
Coding region: 2011-7896 (1961 amino acids)
Biological process (GO): regulation of transcription by RNA polymerase II
Cellular component (GO): nucleus; aryl hydrocarbon receptor complex
Molecular function (GO): nuclear receptor activity; transcription cis-regulatory region binding
Source: RefSeq, a predicted model, not a curated record